Messenger RNA from Empidonax traillii (willow flycatcher), 596 nucleotides. RefSeq names its product CDC28 protein kinase regulatory subunit 1B (gene CKS1B). The coding region runs from base 82 to 387 and encodes 101 amino acids. The record is from RefSeq and is a predicted model, not a curated record. Gene Ontology annotation, biological process: regulation of mitotic cell cycle. NCBI's taxonomy places the organism in Eukaryota, Metazoa, Chordata, Aves, Passeriformes, Tyrannidae. The transcript is spliced from 2 exons. Gene Ontology annotation, molecular function: cyclin-dependent protein serine/threonine kinase activator activity; ubiquitin binding; histone binding. Gene Ontology annotation, cellular component: SCF ubiquitin ligase complex; cyclin-dependent protein kinase holoenzyme complex.
GGCGGCGGCGUUUGAAAAGCGCCGCGGGAGGGGGGGCGGGGCAGGCACCAACGGCCGCCGGGGGGGCGAAGGGGGCCCGUCAUGGCGCACAAACAGAUCUACUACUCCGACAAGUACGACGAUGAGGAGUUCGAGUACCGGCACGUGAUGCUGCCCAAGGACAUCGCCAAGCUGGUGCCCAAAACCCACCUGCUGUCGGAGUCGGAGUGGCGGAACCUGGGGGUGCAGCAGAGCCAGGGCUGGGUGCACUACAUGAUCCACGAGCCAGGUGAGUCUCGCGGGGGGGCGGGGGGCGCCCGGGGGGCCCGGCCUGACCGCCUCUGUCCUCCCGCAGAGCCCCACAUCCUGCUCUUCCGACGGCCGCGGCCCAAGAAGCCGGAGAAGUGAGCCGUCCCCGCUCUGCUGGAGCUCCCAGCCCGUUCGAGCUGAGAAAGCACCUUCCUCCUCCUCCUCCUCCUCCUCCUCCUCCUCCGCGUUCCUGGAGGGCUUCAACCCCUGGCCCUCGGUGCCGCCCGGGCACCGCUGUGGCCACUCGGCGCCGGGGUUUUUUCCUGUUGCGAGGUCUCCAAAGCUUCAAUAAAGUGAUGUUUUUGGGA